Molecule: messenger RNA, 345 nt
Organism: Dichotomopilus funicola
Lineage: Eukaryota; Fungi; Ascomycota; Sordariomycetes; Sordariales; Chaetomiaceae
Product: bola protein
Exons: 2
Coding region: 1-345 (114 amino acids)
Biological process (GO): intracellular iron ion homeostasis
Cellular component (GO): nucleus; cytosol
Molecular function (GO): 2 iron, 2 sulfur cluster binding
Source: RefSeq, a predicted model, not a curated record
AUGGCACAGUCCGCCAUCACCGAAGACACAUUACGGGCCGCUCUGGUCGAGCGGCUCCAGGCGACACAUGUUGAGAUUCAGGAUAUGUCGGGAGGCUGCGGCCAAGCCUUCACCUCCCUCAUAAUCUCCCCCCAAUUCACCGGCAAAACCUCCCUCAAGCGACACCGACUCGUCAAUACCGCACUGCGCGACGAGAUAGCCCAGAUCCAUGCGUGGAGUGCGAGGUGUCAGACGCCGGAAGAGUAUGCGAGGGAUAAGCAGAAGGAAGAGAGUAGUAGUGAAGGGGUGGAGGGGCCGCCUUUGGAUGGGACUGAGGGGGGGAGGGUGGAGGGGACGACGGCGUAG